Chara braunii is the source of this 939-nucleotide messenger RNA. The record is from the annotation of a GenBank genome assembly. NCBI's taxonomy places the organism in Eukaryota, Viridiplantae, Streptophyta, Charophyceae, Charales, Characeae.
CGCGGAUCCGCAGGAGCCAAGCCUCAACAAGGACCUAGGACACCUCGGAUUCCGCGCAGGCCACGCACGACCAUGGCUGCUACCGCUGACGACAAUGCACAAGCCAGCCCCAAGAGGCCGGUUACCCCUCCUAUCCCAGUUCAGCAGGCCGAUGAACCGCUUCUAGCGUUUCUCAAACGGCUCCAGCUCUACUCGGAGACCACGGCAGCUGAACUCAGCAAGUGGCAAGAGGAGGAAGCCGCCCGCCAGCAGGAAAUACAACGCCAACUGGCAGAGGCAGAGGCAACACGUCAGCAGGCCGCAGCAGAUGCUGCAACAGCCGCACGGUUGCAACAGCAGCAGGUCGAGGCAAGUCAACACCAAGCUCGUUACCAAGCCACGAUGGACCUAGCACGCGACGAAGCCACGCAUAGCAGGCUACUUCGACGACAUUAUUUCCAAGAAACCGAAGAACGGGAAGAGCCAACCGAGGAAGAAAGUAACAAGGAAGGUACAGGAGUACUGAUGGAGAAUAUGCUGUACACGUGCAAUUGGCAGCAACGUGAACUGCUAGCCAUGCGGCAGGUCUUCAUCCACCAUGAAACAACAUUAAAGGCAUUGGACAAGAAGAUCGCGACCCUGCAGCCCGAGAUCAACACACUACACGCCGUCAGCAGCCAGCAGCAGACACUCAAUGACCAGCUGGACACCAAUGUCAGCAUGGGGUUGGCACAAUUGUCGGCAGCUGCGUCAACGGGCAGUGCAGUGGUAGACUACAGCCCAACUUUGACCGCGCAGGCCAAGCAACUCGAAGAGCAGAUCAACCACGUGGUCGCAUCCCACGGCGACAUCAGCAAGUUUGCUGGAGCAUCGACAAUCAGCAAUCAGCUGUAGACGCUCAGCGACCACGUUGAGCAAUGACCGGCCGCUGCCGCCAAGGAAUGGAAGAUGCCGAACUUC